This is a messenger RNA of Acanthopagrus latus (yellowfin seabream), 5216 nucleotides long. Its product is annotated as seizure 6-like protein. Gene Ontology annotation, biological process: synapse maturation. Gene Ontology annotation, cellular component: neuronal cell body; endoplasmic reticulum. The coding region runs from base 240 to 3083 and encodes 947 amino acids. NCBI's taxonomy places the organism in Eukaryota, Metazoa, Chordata, Actinopteri, Spariformes, Sparidae. The record is from RefSeq and is a predicted model, not a curated record. The transcript is spliced from 17 exons.
AGAGAGAGAGAGAGAGGAGAGUCCGCGGAGGAGAAAGGAGGACAGAUCGGAGGCAGGACGCAGGAGGCGCUCGGCUCCUUGCAGUCAGGACGAUGCUGCGCUGACAUGCGGACCGUCGGCUCGCUCUGAUCCGCUCCCGGCUCCAUCCACACCUGCCCGACUCUACUGCAUCUUCUCCUCCUCUUCCUCCUCCUCCUCCUCCUCCUUUUUUUUGUGUGUCGGACCGGCUUCUGUUCGCCAUGCCGCCGGCCGCCCGCUCGCUCGGCUGCCGACUCCGCACCGCCUUCCCCGCGGUGCUGUGGAUCGGGCUGCUGUGGAGCUCCGUCUCAGCAGGAGAUAAACAAGUCCCCACAGCCGCCCCCUCCUCCUCCUCCUCCACCUCCUCCUCCCAGUCUCCAGUGGUGACACCAGGGAGCACAAAGGAAAGCAGCCCUAAAGGCAAAAGCGCCAGCGUCCUGGCUGGAGGUUUGCUCCAGUCAGUGCUCACCCAAAAAGGACGACUUGUCUCCCAAAAAGGGGAGACCCUCCCCUCCGCUCUGCCCCAGAACCUGCUCCCUCUUCUGGGCAGAGGACUCAGCGUCAGCUCCCUCUCUGGAAGUCAUUCCCUGGAGCAUCAAAGCGGGGGAUUACUGAGGAGGGUAAAACCCCCGGCAUCAGCUGCGGUGUCAGGCCGAGGCAGCGAUCCAACUGAGACUCUGCCGACAGACACACACUCCCAGCAGCCUCACACACAGACACACACUCCUCCUGACGAGGAGGCCGAGAUCACCACCGUGGGCACGAUGCUGGACGUGGAUGCAGAGACAGAGGCGCCUCCGUCAGCUUUGUCGAGCUGCAUGGUGAAUUUCUCGGACCCGGAGGGAUACAUCGACUCCUCCGAUGACCCCCCGCUGCCCGACGGCACCUUCUUACACUGCACCUACACGGUGACGGUGUACACCGGCUACGGGGUGGAGCUGCAGGUGAAGAGCGUGAACCUGUCGGAGGGCGAGCAGCUGUCCAUCAGGGGCGCAGAUGAACGUGGCGCCCUGCUGGUCCUGGCCAAUCACACGCUGCUGGUGGAGGGUCAGGUGAUCCGCAGCCCCACCAACACUCUGUCGGUCUACUACCGCUCCAUGCCGGAUGGCAGCAUGGGCAUCUUCCAGCUGCACUAUCAGAUCUUCAGGCUGAGUUGUUCCCUACCGAAGAGGCCUCACUACGGGGAGGUGUCCGUGCUGGACCUGCUCCCAGGAGGCACCGCCCGCUUCCACUGUCACAUGGGUUACCACCUGGAGGGCGAGACGCAGCUCACCUGCCUCAACGCCUCGCUGCCGGUGUGGAGCGGCAAGGUGCCCACCUGCAGGGCUCUUUGUGGAGGCACAGUGAAGAAUGCGACAGUCGGCCGGGUGCUGUCUCCUUCUCCCCACCACGGGCCCAACGCCACCCAGGACCGCUCCUGCUCCUGGUCCCUGGAGGCGCCGAAGGACCAGCGGCUGCACCUCCACCUGGAGAGGCUGGCCUUGGAUUCCACUGACAGGCUGGUGCUGUGGAGCGGAUUAGACGCUGGCUCUGUGGUGCUGUUCGACUCGGGUCGGGGCAGACAGAUACCUUUUGAGGGGGUGAUCAGUGAGGGUCCGGCCGUCAGGAUCCAGUUCAUCACCGAUAAGCCGAACCACAACACGGGAUUCAACAUCCGCUACGAAGCUUUCGAGCGAGGCCACUGCUACGAGCCUUACCUCCAGAACGGAAACUUCACCACCUCCGACCCGCUGUACGGCGUCGGCGCCGUGGUCCAGUUCACCUGUGACCCGGGACACGCUCUGGAACAAGGGCCCCCCGUCAUCGAGUGCAUCAGCGCGAGGGAUCCAUACUGGAAUGACACGGAACCGCUGUGCAAAGCACAGUGCGGAGGCGACCUGACCGGCCCGGGUGGCGUGAUUCUGUCUCCGAACUGGCCGGAGUGGUACGGCGAGGGGGAGGACUGCAGCUGGAGGAUUCACGUCGGGGAGGACAAACGAGUGCUGCUCGACGUUCAGCUGCUGAACAUCAGUGACAGCGACAUGUUGACCAUCACCGACGGCGAUGAGGUCACGACUCGUAUCCUGGGGCGCUACGUCGGAGGCAGCAGCCCCUUCAAGCUCUCCUCCACCACCCCUGACCUGACCGUCACCUUCCACUCAGAUCCAGCCGGGCUCGUGUUCGGCAAGGGCGAGGGCUUCAUCAUCAACUACAUGGAGGUGUCCCGAAAUGACUCCUGUCCGGACCUGCCCGAGAUCCAGAACGGCUGGAAGACGACGUCCCACAUUGCGCUGGUGCGAGGGGCUCGGAUCACCUACCAGUGCGACCCCGGAUACGACCUGGUGGGACGAGAGACCCUCACCUGUCAGCUGGACCUCUCCUGGAGCUCACAGCCCCCCUUCUGUGAAAAGAUCAUGUACUGUUCAGACCCCGGUCACGUGGAGCACUCCACCCGGUCUCUGUCCGACCCAAAACUCCUGGUGGGGACGACCAUCCAGUACAGCUGCAACCCCGGCUUCAUCCUGCAGGGCGGCGCCACCAUCACCUGCUACGGUCGAGAGCCGGGGACCCCCGUGUGGACGUCUCGACUCCCCCACUGUGUCUCUGAGGAGUCUGUUUCCUGUGAGAACCCCGGUAUCCCUAACAACGGCUACCAGAUCCUGUCCAAGAGGCUUUACCUGCCCGGCGAAUCACUCACCUUCGUCUGUUACCAAGGUUACGAGCUCAUCGGAGAGGUGGCGAUCAAAUGCAUCCUAGGAAACCCGUCGUUCUGGAGCGGCCCGCUUCCACUCUGCAGGGCCAACCAUGACUGCUUUGACAACCAUGCUUUGGAAGUUGCAGAGGCGACUGCAGGCUCCACCCUGGACGGAGGGAACAUCGCGCUGGCCAUCUUCAUCCUCGUCCUGCUGCUGUCCGUGCUGCUCGGAGGGGUUUACGUCUACGUUACGCGGUGCCGGUAUCACUCCAACUUAAGGCUUCCUCUCAUCUACCCCCACCCGUACCGACAGAUCACUGUGGAGACAGAGUUUGACAACCCGCUCUACGAGACAGGAGGAGACACUCGUGAAUAUGAAGUAUCGAUAUGAGAGGCCUCGCAAGAAAAAAAAAAAGAGACAUUUCUAAACCGAGACCGACCGCCCCGUCCCUAACUCUUCAUCCUCUCCUCCCUCCUUCUCCGCCCAGGAGGAGGCAAUGUAAAUACAAAAAUAGAUGAUGUCCAGCCCCUUCUGCCACGAGACGCAGCGAUCGAUCCUGUUCUCUCCUCCUUUUGACCAGACGGCUUCUGAACGACAUGAGGGGAGGAAAACACGAAGCAGGAGAGGAGGUAGAUGAGUCGGUGCUGAGGAACUGAGUGGAUCAGUGUCGCUGGGAGAUGAUGGGAGAUGGAGGACGGAGGGGAAUAAACCCAGAGAUCAUCUACGAAAAGAGAUGCUGGGUGUGAAAAAAAGAAAUUAAGGAGGGGAGAAGGGGAAGGAGUCGGGGACACGACACAGCACGAGAGGACUGAAGCACUUUUUAUUAUUUUCUUGUCAUAAAAAAAAAACUUUGUUGUCAUGUGUCAGAAGUUAAAGUUGUAAUCCUUAAGAUUUGCACAAAGUCAGAAUCCAUUUUUGAUUCUGUUUGUGGUUGGAUUUUAAACUGGCCAACCAAACUUUCUAGGCCAACCUGGAAGUUAGCGAUACCCAAAUUUUUUCAUUGAAUUCUGGAUAACUCCAAAAAACGAGAUCUGUAACGAGCCAAAGUUUAUGAUCGUUACAGCCGCGUCACACUGACAAACUAGUUGUCGUGAAGCCUCUCAUGUCUAAAAACCUGCACUUGAACGCACCGUGAGGACUAACUGACAGCAAGCUAUCUUAGAAUACAUGAUUGAAAGCUGUAAAUUGCAACUGAAAGCAUUAAAUCGUGACGUUAAGCUGACGAAUGGCAGUUGCGAUGGAUCGACGUAGGCACGGCGUCGAUAUCACUCGACAUCUCGCCAAAAUCUUCCCAAUUCUGCAAACGCUCCUCAAGCUUUCCCUUUAUUUUUUUUGAUUCUCUUCUCAUUAAACCAACUCGCUUAGCUGAAAAACUAGUUCUAUCUGUUCUAAAACUAUCCGACUCUCGGCCUGGUCUCUGAGGACACCUCGUGUUCACGUAAUCUCCACAGAUGAACACCACUUUUAUGUUAGUUGAAGCAUAAAUCGCUAGAUGUAAAAAGCUAAUGUUCAGCUUGAGUUAGAAUAGUUUGUAAGUCGCCGCUUAGCCACUUGUUAUCAACAACCUCUUUUUUAAGACACGUGAAAGCUCGAUAAUUCAUGAGUUGGAUAUUUACUGGCAUAUUUUAUGGUGCAGAAUAAAAAGGGAAAAUCGUAAUGGACAGUGUAAAAACAACUGUUCAAAAUCCAGACAGCAGACUGAAGCCUACAUUACCCACAAUGCAACUGGAGCCACAAAAGCCUCUGAACUGCGUUGUUCACAUAUACAGUGGAACUCCAAACACCUGUAAAUACACUUGAAUGUGUAAAUUGGCGGACUUUACCUUUAAUACAUACAUCCACGGACUGAACACCAGGACUGAAAUCUUAAGGAUUGCAACUUUAACGGUUUUGCUUGAGUUUUUGUUUUUGUUUACAUCUCCACAUCAUGAGUCUCCAUCGUUUGGCACCAAAUGAGAGUAACAGGAAGUAAAUAAAGUUCAGCAGCUUCCUUUUUUUCACCCUCAGUUCCUUGUUAGCAGGCCGUCAGCUGUCUCCUGUCCCCGAACUCCCUCCCGCCUGCAGUCCACCUUCAAGGCUUUUUACUCCAGCCGGUCCAGCUCCGGCCUUAGCUGUAGUUAAUUGGUAUGUAAAUCUAUGACUUCAGGGCCGGUGCAGUGCUGAGGUCUUAUUUCUCACUUGUAGUUAGAUUGAUGACUGUCGUAGAUCGGCCUUGGAGUUACCCGGGUCCGGACCGGCUGAUGGUUAAAAAGGAAAAAAAAACAAAAAACAUGCGUUGUUGCAGAUGUGGAGGUUUGCGAUGUGAAUAGCGUAGCUGUUAGUUAACUGACCGAUCUUCGAGCUCGAGCUCAAUCAACCCACCAGAUGAUGUAUUUAUUUUGAUGUACUGUACAUGUGAUGUUUUAUGCAGAUUGAUAAAUGUACAUUUUCAUGACGAGAAGACAAAAUGUUACCAGUUUCCCUAAAUAAAUGGUAAAACUUGAAUAAAAAAAGUACAAAAGACUUUGUAAAUACUGAGGCGUU